CGGCGGCGCGCGGAUGUGAGAGAGGAGGGAGCCGACGAGUUUUUCUAAGUGUGUGUGAGAGAGAGGAGGGGGAGGGAAAUGAGUGGUGGAGAGGAGAGGAUAAGGAUGAUUAGAUUAUUUUAGUAGGUAGGCGGACCACAUCGCAGGCGCCACUUAAGUGAUUUGCAGUUCACCUCGAUUUAUAUUUUUUAGGUGAUUAUUUGGCUCAAAGAGUCAUGUGACUGGAAAAAUAAAACCCACAUCGGGGAAAAUGCCUUUUUCUAGUAGUGUGCGAUAAACCAGCGCCUGCGUAGUGCAGAGUCCAAAGCCUCAUGUCUGCAGUGAGCAUCGUCGACGUCAGCUAUGUCGCUGUGCCGGCGACUGCCGCGCUGCCGCCGGAGCCGAUCAAGCUCACGGCGAUGGAAGCACUGUGGCUCCCUUUCCCCGUGCUUCAACACGUCCUGUUCUACGAGGUCGCCGGCUCGCCGCCGUUCGACAGCGUCGUCCGGUCCCUCCGGUCCUCCCUCGGCGCCACGCUGGCGAGCUUCGCGCCGCUCGCCGGCAAGCUCGUCUACCUCGAGGGCACCGGCGACGUCGCCAUCGCCUGCUCCGCGUCGGACGCGGUCAAGUUCGUCGCUGCGGAAUCCGACGCCGACGUCCGCCGCCUCGCCGGAGACGAGCUGCACGACCUGGCGACGUUUCAGAAGCUUGUGCCGGAGCUCGACAUGGGCAAGCUGCCGACGUCGGUGCUGGCCGUGCAGGCCACGCGCCUGGAGGGAGGGCUGGCGGUCGGCGUCACGGUGCAUCACGGCGUCGCCGAUGGGAAGUCUCUCUGGAUGUUCCUGGAGGCGUGGGCGGCGGCGUGCCGCGGCGAGGCGACGCCGGUCGCGACACCGUGCUUCGACCGCUCCGCUAUCAAGCUGCACCUUGGCGAGGAGAUUGCCCGGACCGUCUUGCGGAAGUACGCGCCUAAAUUGCCUCAGGUAGCCGAGCUGGAAAUUUUCGUCGAACAACGGAAUCGGUUCACCCGCCGGACGUUCACCGUGGACGCGCAGCAAAUCGAGCGCCUCAAGCAGCGCAUCGCCCGCGACGGUGAAGCCCGCGGCGCGCCACUGCGUCGGCCUCCGUCCACCUUCGUCGCCGUCGUCGCGACGGCAUGGACGUGCUUCGCCCGAUGCAAGACCACCGCCGCGGACGACGGAGAAGUGUUCCUUGUGUUCAUCGCCGACGUCCGCGAGCGCCUCGACCCUCCCGUCGGCGCGGGAUACUUCGGCAGUUGCCUGACCGUGCGCGUCGCGAGGCUCCCGGUGCGCGACAUCCACGGCGACGGCGCGCUGGCGGCCGCGGCGUCGGCGAUCCAGGAGGAGAUCGCCAAGGUGGCCGAAGACCCGCUCGCCGGGUGGGAUUUCUUGAGGCUGAUGGAGACGCUGGUCCCCGUCACGGAGAGGGCGAUGAACGUGUCUGGCUCGCCGGCGUUCCGGCCGUACGACGUCGGCGACUUUGGUUGGGGGAAGCCGAGGCGGACGGAGCCGAUCAGGAUGAACCACGACGGACAGGUGGCGCUGGUGCGCGCCAAGGACGGCCGCGCGGUGCAGGUCUCGGUCUCCUUGCUCCGAUCUGCACACAUGCAAGGUUUCAAGUCACAAUUACUUGAGUUAUUGGGAUGACAGAUACAUUCGAUUAAUUAUACUUCCUACUCCUCAUUUUAAGUGCAACUAUGAGUUUCUGUACCCAACUUUGACAGUCCGUCUUAUUCAAAAAAAAUUUAUAAUUAGUAUUUUUAUUGUUAUGAGAUGAUAAAAUAUAAAUAGUACUUUAUACGUGACUUAUUUUUUUUAUUUUUUUUUCAAAAAAGACGUGCGUUCAAAGUUUGGCACGGAAAAUCAUGGUUGCACUUAAAUGGAACGGAGGGAGUAGUAAUUUUCGCUGCCAUAUGGACGAGAGAGAGAGAGAGAGCAUGUUUAAUGAACAGUGCUAAAUGAUGUGUUUCGUAAAAAUGUAAGAAGUACUCCUUCCGUUUUAGGUUAUAAUACGUUUUGACUUUGGUCAAAGUUAAACUGUUUUAAAUU
Molecule: messenger RNA, 2048 nt
Organism: Oryza sativa Japonica Group (Japanese rice)
Lineage: Eukaryota; Viridiplantae; Streptophyta; Magnoliopsida; Poales; Poaceae
Product: phenolic glucoside malonyltransferase 1
Source: RefSeq, a predicted model, not a curated record